Molecule: messenger RNA, 1162 nt
Organism: Mus pahari (shrew mouse)
Lineage: Eukaryota; Metazoa; Chordata; Mammalia; Rodentia; Muridae
Gene: C5H2orf80
Product: chromosome 5 C2orf80 homolog
Exons: 8
Coding region: 98-694 (198 amino acids)
Source: RefSeq, a predicted model, not a curated record
UCCCUAAUCCAUAUCCCCUCUGAUUUGCUGCUGUAGUUUCUGGGCUUGCAGAAACUGCUCUUCCUAAAGGCUAUCGGGUGGAAGGUGCCUUCCCGUCAUGGAAAGGAGGCUUGUGAAGCAGGAGGUGAAAAGGCUGCUGGGAGAGUAUAUUGGAAUCAGACUUCGGGAAAAUGAAUUUGAUCCUAAAGGAAGAGGCCAACUCACCUUUCUAGAUGAUAUGGCCCACUAUGACUUGGCCAUCAGUGUUGCCAGUCAAUGGUUAGAUCACUCAGAAAACUUAACUUGGCUCCAGUGGGAGAAAGUGAGAGAACCACUUCACAUCAGACCUGUGUAUCCAAACCGAAAAGAGCGAGAAGCAAUGAUCUUAUCAUCUUACGCUGGAGUCUUAAUGAACAGUAUUCCAAUUGAAGAAGUCCUUAAAAUUUAUGGGGCCAAUUCUUCUGCCAGUCCUGAUUCUACCAAGGUCUCCCAGACCCUGCUGCCCCGCCGCUCCUUGCAUCCUUUUGCCAUGUUGACCGCACCCAGAGCAGCAGAGUGCAUCCGGAGACAGAGUGUCAAGUUGAGGAGAAGGGCAACGAAUAAAAAAGCCACCAGCAGCUCUACAAAGAAAGCAACAGGGCAGAAUGGAGAUCCUGCCGGGAAAGGCGCUCAUACACACACCCCAGCAACAAAGUCACUUAGAAACGUGGACUAGUGCUGUGGACGCGUAAGAGCUUCUAGGAGCAGGCGGGAUGUCAUCGCCUUAAAGCUACAGCGUUCACCAGCAUGAUUCCUCUGCAGUGAGCACUGAAUGCAAACUGCGGUGAUUACCAUGUUUGCCACUGAGCCUUCUUCUUUUGGAAGCAUAUUGCACACCUAUAUUUUGACAAAAAGAAGAAAUGUGUCUAUCCUCUGCUAUUUCAUUCUGUGUCUGGGAGACUGCUGGAGCAUCCAGAGGGGGUUCACUAUUUCUGGGUGGGGCCAGACAAUCUGACUUUGAUACACAUCUUAGCAAAUGUGUAUUAUUAAGUAUGGCAUAGAAUUCUGGAGAAAAGUUUUAACCCCAAAUAAAAUCAGUUUCUCAUGAGCAUACUUUCAAACAGAGAAAAUGUAAACUCACUCCAUUUCAAUAAAGUUUGGAAAGAGAACUGGAUGCCAGCUCUUUCUGGGUAGAACACGAUGA